Messenger RNA from Hymenoscyphus albidus, 1281 nucleotides. NCBI's taxonomy places the organism in Eukaryota, Fungi, Ascomycota, Leotiomycetes, Helotiales, Helotiaceae. The record is from the annotation of a GenBank genome assembly.
AUGGCCGCUCCAUCGAGCGAACAGGAGGUACUGGAUGAAGAACCAGUCCUACAAGAUCAAUGGUACUAUCCCCAAGACCUAGAAAACGACCUCCAAGGCAUCAACCUACGCGAAGAUCAAAUCUGUGAAGCAAUCAACACGGCAUGGGAAUAUGUUCGCAUCGCGAUACCAAAUUAUACCAAUUGGAAUAGACAUAUAGCUUUCACACGCCUCAUACUGAUUGCCGUGGUCGCGGAAAUGCGUGGUAAUCUGGUAGAUGUGGUAGCCAAUGACAACAUACUAGGCUUCCAUCUCGAGGAACUCAUCGACACCGUCUUUGCUUGUACACCGGGACAUAAAGAUAUGGCACGCGAAUUCCGGUGCUUUCUGCUAUUCACAGCGCAGAAGGUAAGCGGCAGGCGCUCAUCUGACUUCUUCCGACGAUACGUCAACGCCCUUGCACACUCGCUGCAGAACUGGUUUAGGCUGCGUGACUGCGAUGCUCUCGCGCGGUUUUCAAUCGCUGGAGCCAUGGCGUGCAACGAUUGGGACGAGUUCUGGUUCGGAGAGGAGAAGUUGCAGAUUCUCAUGGAAAUAGCGGAGACGCAUUAUGAUGCUGUGGCCUUUUACAAGCAUCGUGCCGAGGGAGAAAUCCAUAAUACUUUUGGGUAUAUCGAUUCAGGCCUUCGCGUUGCUUCGUUUCAUCGAACCCGCGAGGUGCUAUGGCGCUUCGAGGUUGCUUGGGCACGUAUUCCCAGGUAUCAGUGCGUGCUCAACUUGAUUCGCAAUUUUGGGGGUCCACUUCAUAUGACUGCCAGACGAUAUCGAUUUGUCGAGGACGGUUUGGCGAUUGGAAAACCGGAGACUGAAAAUGUGGUGCACAAGACCCGUCAGAAUUUCAAGCUAUGGAAUCGUGUGGACGCUACACAUAUCUCCGAGUUCUCCCCUCCCAAUUUACCAACGCAACUGAAAUAUCUAAGCGAGAAAAUGGUGAAUGCUACAACGCUGCCGACCCUAUCACAAACCUCCUAUUAUUCUGGCGUAGUUGCUCAGAGGGACAGGUUGAUGUUACAUGGACUUCUUGAAAUGCUAGAAAUGGGCGAGUCUGAGAGAUGCAAACAUUGUCGUUAUCGUCAAUCAUACGGUGCCGAGGGUCUUGGAGUGUUUGGUGGUGUUGAAUUGUGCGGUUCCUGCAAAGAAGUGUGGCGAGAAUAUAUGGAGGAUCUUGCAGCUUGCGCAGAGAGUGUGUUUCCAGAUCUUUUGACUGUUAAGUCUCGAAAACCUGCUAGUACAGUAUCCUGA